GUCACGUCCAUAGAGCUUACAAGAUAUCAUCUUUUGAAACACCGCUAUAUAGAAUCUAUGUGGCGAAUUACUUACCUGUUAUUACUUCCCCUGUUUGUAAGAGGAAGAGGUUAUCAUCUAUUGGUAAUGGUCUUGAUGAGCUUACGGAGGGGAUGUAUCUUGGGAGAAAGAGAAGGAAAAAAAGCACAGGCGCUUCGGAAAAGCAAUGAGGCUCUUAAUACCAGCGCGUCGGAAAUCUCUUCAUGCCCAAUGAUUAGGACUCAUAUAUGGGUUAUUAUUACCCUCUCCCAUCCAUAAGUGGAAGCGUAGUAUGCAUUUUACCAGAAACAGAAGCUGAAGCUGAAGCUGAGCGAAGCUGAAAACACUUCGUCCUCGGGAAGCCCAAGAGGCCACAACACGGGCCGAGUGGUGCUUUUUUUUUCGCGGCCCAACCCACCACCCAACAGUAUUCGGACCAUUCGUAUUACUCCAUAUACCGCCGCCUGUUUCGACAAGCCUCCACAACGUACCUACCUAAGGUAUGCAAGGCGUGUCUUUCCCAGGCGGCUAUUUGGUCGAACUCCGCACCCUUGGG
This is a messenger RNA of Daldinia caldariorum, 574 nucleotides long. RefSeq lists its product as uncharacterized. The transcript has a single exon. The coding region runs from base 58 to 297 and encodes 79 amino acids. Lineage: Eukaryota; Fungi; Ascomycota; Sordariomycetes; Xylariales; Hypoxylaceae. The record is from RefSeq and is a predicted model, not a curated record.